Rubroshorea leprosula is the source of this 1042-nucleotide messenger RNA. The record is from the annotation of a GenBank genome assembly. Lineage: Eukaryota; Viridiplantae; Streptophyta; Magnoliopsida; Malvales; Dipterocarpaceae.
UCUAUUUAAGCUGUGGAGAAUCCUCAUAUUUUUUAAUUCAGUUUCUCAAACCACCUUUCUUUCUUUGAAUUCAUAGAUGGUUUGAGGCUGCGAUUAAGUGAAUGGGAGAAUGGGGGAAGUGAAUGAAAUAGAUAUGCUUCAGUACUUCAUCUAUUAUUCUUUAUGGCUGCUGCUGCCUUUCUAUUUCAUAUCAGUCCAUCGUCGGAAAUACGAUGUCUUUAUUAGUUACAGAAGUAAAGAUGUUCGCCAUAAUUUUCUGACUCAUCUCCGUUGUGCUUUAAAAAAGGGUGGAUUUAGGGUCUUCGUAGAUGAAAACGAUAUUCAAAGGGGAUGCGACAUUGCCACUGAGCUACCGAAAGCAAUCCAACAGUCUAGGAUUGCCCUUGUUCUGUUGUCAGAAAACUAUGCUGGCUCCGGAUGGUGCCUAGAUGAGCUUGUGAAUAUCCUUGAUUGCAGGGAAAGGUUAGGGCAGAUUGUUCUGCCCAUUUUCUUCCAUGUGCGUCCCUCAAAUGUCCGCCAUCAGAACGGACGAUUUGGGGAUGCGUUUGCACGUCUCCAUGAGGCUUCGGUGGAGGAAAUGGAGAAGCGGAAGAAUGCACUUUAUCAUAUAACCAAUCUGGCCGGGUUUAAUCUGGGAGAUGUUAAUGGAAUCAUGCUCAGAAUGGGGGAUAUGGUGUUUCGAUAUUCUGUCCGCUUCGGCUAUCAUUCUGCAUAUGCCUUGCAGCAGUGGCGGAAGUACCAGGGAGAAGAGUUAAGCACAGAUCUUGCUGUUGCCCGUAAAAACAAAAUGAGAAAAAGAGAGGUCAAGGAGAGAAAGCCCUACUUAGGUAAGAGGAGUGCUAGGAGGACUCGCUUCAGCAUUCUCCCUUCAUCAAUGUCCUCGUAAUCAUUUCCUUCCUCCUUCCUCCUUCCUCCUUCCUUGCGAUUUUUUUUCUGCAAUUUUUUUUCUCCAAUUUCAUUUUUACCUUUUUUGUUUAAACUCGUUUUCUUAAACUAGAACUCCUCUUCUCCUCUUUUCUUCUACUAAAACCAGGCAUUCUCU